AGCCUACGUCAUCACGCACAGCGCGGCGCAGAGACUGUCAGCUGAUUGUCUGCGCGAGGAAGUGUUCUCGGUUCUCCCCCGAAAAAAAAAAAUAAUAAUACCGAAAAGGACGAUGAACGGCGUGUCGGUGUUCGUUACGCUCGCGGCUCUAGCAGGUGUUUUUGGUGACCAGCUGACGGUGCUGCGUAGCCCCCAGUAUGUGAACUUCAGGUCUGGAAACUGGCCGCUGGCCGGAGAGAAGAUCCCGGACCUGGUGGCUCUCACCAUGGGCUUCUCUGUCCGUGAGGAUCUGGAUUGGCCAGGCUUAGCAGCAGGCUCCCUGUUCCAUCGCCCUCGUGCCAGCGCCCUUAUCGCUGUCCGUGGCAUUGACAGUUUAGAUCUUCCCUCUAACAUCUCCUCUUAUCCACUGCAAAACACGGUGCCGUUCACCCUGGACAGUGUGGCGAACUCCAUCCACACUCUGUUCGCUGAGAGCACUCCUGUGGUGCUGCAGCUCGCCCCCAGCGAGGAGAGGUUGUACAUGAUGGGAAUGGCCAACACGGUGUUUGAGGAUUUGCCCGUCACUCUGCAGCAGAUCCGCACUCGUCUGUCACAGGAGGGCUCGGUCCUGCCUUCACUCCCUCUCAACUCCCUGAGCCGUAACAACGAGGCUGAUCUGCUCUUCCUGUCUGAGAUUCAAGUGUUGCAUGAUAUUUCUGCUCUGCUGAUGAGACACAAGCACUUGGCUAAGGACCAGGCUCCUGAUCUGUUCUCCCUGGAGCUUGCUGGUAUGGAGGAGCUCGCCCGGCGCUACGGCACAGAUUCCCCUCAGUUCCAGGACGCCCGUGAGAUUCUGGUUGCCGCACUGCAGAAGUUCGCCGAUGACGUCUUCGGCGUUUACAGCAGCAACGCAGUGGUGGAGGUGGUGACGGUGAAGGCGUUCGAGACGCCAGUAACCAGGAAGUCGCGCUCCAUCUUGGAGGCUAAGCAGAAGAGUAACCCAGGAAGUCUUUACAACCUGGCCUACAAGUACAACUUUGAAUACGCCGUAGUGUUUAACAUCGUGCUGUGGCUCAUGAUCCUGUUGGCUCUGGCCGUCAUCGUCAUCUCCUACAAUCUGUGGAACAUGGACCCAGGCUACGACAGCAUCAUCUACAGGAUGACCAAUCAGAAGAUCCGCAUGGACUAACCGUGCAUUCCGCCGCACUUCUGUUGUGUUCUGUGUGUGUACAGGUUUCUCAGUUCCAUACAUCCCUUAUGUCCAGAGUGUGUGUAUAUAGCUCUAAUGUGUCGCUUUGUGAAUAUGUAGGAAGGAUAAAUAUUUAUUGAUACCUGCAAGUUUGUUUGAAAAUCUAAAUGAACGUGUGUGUGUAUAUAAACGCCGGGUGAACGAAUGAGCAGGAACCUUGUGUGUUUAACAUUACUGCUGGCUGGAGUUUUAUGGCUAUGAGUGAGGGGGCUGCCGUGGAUUGGUGCGAAAUCUUCACACUAGUGUUGUGAUCACACGUGGUGCUGUGUCGUGUUCCUGAUUGAGCUUCAUUCCUGAAUCGUCUGUAUUUAUUGUUGCUGUUUUGUUUUGUUUUUUAAAUUCCUGAUACACUGGAUCAUUCGUGGUACUGAUGUGUAGGGGUGGGGCGAUGUACAACAAUUGCAUGCGAUAAGAUUUUAGUUGUGUUAAAAAUCCUGACAAUGGGUCACAGAAUUUGUUUCACCUGACAGUGAGUCUUGAGCAGUGAUUUGUGUGUUCACCUGAAACACUUAUCUCCGUCCAUCAUAGGAUUGAACUUCAGCUGGAAAAAAAAAAAAUUGUUUUACUGACAAAUGUGAAAGAGGAGACUGGGCGCUGAGCAAAGUUUGUUCAUUACCAAAUAAAGUCUUGUCACAGUG
Molecule: messenger RNA, 1866 nt
Organism: Hemibagrus wyckioides
Lineage: Eukaryota; Metazoa; Chordata; Actinopteri; Siluriformes; Bagridae
Gene: atp6ap2
Product: ATPase H+ transporting accessory protein 2
Exons: 9
Coding region: 113-1168 (351 amino acids)
Biological process (GO): positive regulation of Wnt signaling pathway
Cellular component (GO): membrane; external side of plasma membrane
Molecular function (GO): signaling receptor activity
Source: RefSeq, a predicted model, not a curated record